Lolium perenne is the source of this 1554-nucleotide messenger RNA. RefSeq names its product putative F-box protein At4g22180. The record is from RefSeq and is a predicted model, not a curated record. Gene Ontology annotation, molecular function: protein binding. NCBI's taxonomy places the organism in Eukaryota, Viridiplantae, Streptophyta, Magnoliopsida, Poales, Poaceae.
AGUUGCAGCUUUCCAAUUGUCUGCAAAAACAAGUCAUCUUCAGAAAAGUCAGCGAGUUCGGUGAAGCCACGGUGAAGCGAUUCAUCUUCUAUGAUUCCUCCAAUGGAGGGAUGUUGCAAAGCCACAGUGAAGCGAUUUCUGAACCUGUCUGUACAACCGAGAAAUCUGCCCGCUCUACUCUUCCGGGCUUUACCUAAGCUGAUUUGUCUCCCUCCUAAUUUACACAAGAAAUUCAGCAUUGAUCCAGCACUGAUGGAGGAUAUAUUACCAGAGCUGCCACAUGACAUACUUAUGGAUAUAUUUGCCCUUUUGGAGAUCCCUGAUCUUGCACGUGCUGGCUCUGUCUGCCCCUCCUGGUGCUCCGCAUAUACCAGUCUAUGCAACCUUGGGCAGUACAAACAGUCCCAAACGCCGUGCCUGCUGUACACCUGUGAGAGCGAUGCACGCCUCUACAGCCUUGUGGAGAAGAGGUCAUACAAGUUAACUCUCUCGGGGCCGCCUAUCCACAGUAGAUAUCUGAUUGGGUCCUCAAAUGGCUGGCUGGUUACUGCUGAUGAUAGGUCUGAGAUGCACCUUCUCAAUCCUAUUACCAUGGAACAGAUUGCUCUUCCAUCCGUGAUCACCCUCCAGUCGGUAGCACCCAUUCUCGAUGAAACGGGUGCCGUGUACAAGUAUAAUUUCUGGAAUCGUGCCACACGCCCACCUAGGACCUUUGCUCUUGAUGAACUACGGAGGUACCUCCACCGCAAGGCAUUUGUAUUUUAUGAUACAUCUGCAAAACGUUAUAUCGUGGUGCUCAUCCACAGUCCACGUGGCCAGCUUUCAUUUGCUUGGUUAGGGGAUAGCAAGUGGACCUGUCUGCCACCAGAUAGAUAUUUUCAUGACUGUGUCUACAAGGAUGAUCUUUUAUAUGCUGUGGCUGGACAAGGAUAAAUUUUUGCCUUUAAUCUCAGAGGCCAUAUUGUCACAGAAAAGUUAAUUGUGGACAUAGCAAAAGAUUAUAUUUGUGAAAAUAUUUACAUUGUUCAGGCUCCUUGUGGUGAUCUGCUGCAAGUUUGGAGAUUGGAAGCUGAAAAUGGGUAUGGUGGAAAUGUGGACGACGCAGCCUAUGAAAAACAUACUGUGAAGAUCGAUAUAUUUAAAGUUGACACUACAGCUGAAAAGCUCUUGAAAUUAACUAGCUUGGAUGAUCAUGUCUUGGUUCUUGGCUUAGCUAAUCACUUUGUCUCAGUGCUGAAGAAUAUCCACAGUUGAAGGCAAAUUGUGUCUACUUUACAGAUGAUAAUGAGAUGUAUCUUUUUGGUCACAAGAAUAACCGUCGUGAUAUUGGAGUGUUUGACUUGGAAAAUAACAGUAGAAAGGAACUUGUAUCUCCUCAGCUUUGGUCCAACUGGCCUCCUCCCAUAUGGGUAACACCCGCACUUACUGAAUUGUGGCCAACAAAAGUUCCACCGUACCCGACACCAGCUUCGAGUUUACAAUUUUGUUACCCAUCGUUCCUGCGAGCCGCUUACAUUUUCUUUUGUAUUACUAUUAUAUCAGCCUACCUGAGAA